Messenger RNA from Egretta garzetta (little egret), 5798 nucleotides. Its product is annotated as calcineurin-binding protein cabin-1. The transcript is spliced from 31 exons. The record is from RefSeq and is a predicted model, not a curated record. NCBI's taxonomy places the organism in Eukaryota, Metazoa, Chordata, Aves, Pelecaniformes, Ardeidae. The coding region runs from base 372 to 5144 and encodes 1590 amino acids. Gene Ontology annotation, cellular component: nucleus. Gene Ontology annotation, molecular function: nucleosome binding; protein binding. Gene Ontology annotation, biological process: chromatin organization.
GCAAACGUGGGCUCCCUGCCUUCCCCGCCUCCUCCCGGCCCUGUGUGCCACCCUCCGGGAAGCGGAGCCUGGCAAGCGGCGUGAGAGGCGUCCCCGCUCCUCUCUGUGGAAAGUUACCCUAUUUCGGUAGAAACGGCUUUUGCUGAAAUGCGGCGGAGGUGAUCUUUGUAAUGUUGCGGUUUCACUGGCAGUCUGACACGGAAGUAAACUCUUGAUGGUAGUCUCUCUCCUGUUGACUUCUGCUGCCUUGAGCAAGAUUAUGUGGAUUCAGCAAAAGACUUGAGCAUAUUUCUGAAUAUAGGCAUAUUUACCUGUUUGUAUUAGGCCCUUCCUCCUAAUCCUGGAGAAAGACAGCGUGAAUAGCUGAUAACAUGAUUCGAAUUGCAGCACUGAACGCGAGCUCCACAAUUGAGGAUGACUAUGAAGGUACCUUCAAAAGUCAUAAGACACAGACAAAGGAAGCUCAAGAAGCAGAAGCUUUUGCUUUGUACCACAAAGCUUUGGACCUUCAGAAACAUGACCGAUUUGAAGAGUCUGCUAAAGCUUAUCAUGAGCUGCUUGAGAUUCGUCUUCUGCGAGAGGCAGUUCUUUCUGGUGAUGAGAAAGAAGGGCUGAAACAUCCAGGCUUGAUGUUAAAAUAUUCCACCUACAAAAACCUAGCACAACUGGCAGCACAACGGGAUGACUUAGAGACAGCCAUGGAGUUUUAUUUGGAGGCUGUAAUGCUAGACUCUACUGAUGUCAACCUAUGGUAUAAAAUUGGUCGUGUGGCAAUAAAACUAAUCCGCCUGCCUUUGGCUCGUCAUGCUUUUGAAGAAGGUCUGAGGUGUAAUCCUGAUCACUGGCCUUGUUUAGAUAACCUUAUCACAAUCUUGUACACACUCAGUGACUACACAACAUGUUUGUACUUUAUCUGCAAAGCUCUGGAAAAAGACUGUCUAUAUAGCAAAGGAUUGGUUCUGAAGGAGAAGAUCUUUGAGGAGCAGCCUUGUCUCAGGAAAGAUUCCUUAAGGAUAUUCCUCAAAUGUGACAUGUCUAUCCAUAAUGUAAACGUGAGUGCAGCUGAAACAGGAAAAAUCAUAGAUGAAGCACUGGAGCUACGUAAGAAAAGACAAGCGUUGCUAGUGCGUGACAGAGAACCAGACCUCAGACUGGUCCAACCAAUUCCCUUUUUCACGUGGAAGUGUUUAGGAGAAGCUUUACUUGCCAUGUAUCACCACCUCACAACAUGUGAUCCUCCUCGACCCAGUCUGGGAAAGAGAAUUGAUCUCUCAGAAUACCGAGACCCAGUUCAACAUUUGAUUCUCUCUCCUACUUCUACUCCUGUCAGUGUUAUUCAGCCAAAUCCUGUCAGCACUAAUCCAGUGGUGACAAUGCCAGAUCCUGUAUUACCUUAUACUCCAACGACACCCAACUUUCCAAGUCACAGUCAGAAUUCAUUGGAACCAGGAGCUACUGUAGGUGAGCAAGGUGACAUAUCUGCAGGUGAUAAAUCCAAGAAAGGUGUGAAGCGAAGGAGAAUUACAGAAGAUAGUGGUGAAACAGCAAAAAGGAGAUCUGCCAGAGUCCGGAACACCAAGUGUAAAAAAGAGGAGAAGGUUGACUUUCAAGAGCUGUUGGUGAAAUUCCUUCCUUCCAGAUUAAGGAAAUUGGAUCCAGAGGAGGAGGAGGACCCUUUCAAUAACUAUGAGGUGCAGUCAGAGAUCAAAGAGGAGAAUUUCCAACAUGUUGGACCACAUAGAAUGUCAUUCGAUUCUACAACAUUUAUGGAAUCUGAAAAACAGGAUGUUCAUGAAUUCCUUCUGGAUAACCUGAACAAUGGUGGGAUCUUGGAGCUGAUGAUGAGAUAUCUAAAAGUCAUCAGCCAAAAGUUCCUAGUGAAGUGGCCUCCUGGCUUGUGUGAGGUGGUCCUUAGUAUCUAUAAUAGCUGGAGAAAGCAUAGUAGUAGUCUUCCUAAUCCAUUACUGAGGGACUCAAGUAAUCAGCAUAUCAAGGAUAUGAUGUUGAUGAGCCUUUCUUGCAUGGAACUGCAGUUAGAUCAGUGGCUACUGACAAAAGGGAAGAGCUCUACAGUUUCUCCACGGAAUUGCCCUGCUGCCUCUGUGAAUGGAAAGUUUGGUCCUGACUUUCCAGGAACUCACUUUUUGGGAGACCUGUUGCAGCUGUCAUUUGCAUCCUCACAGCGAGAUUUAUUUGAGGAAGGCUGGAUGGAGUUUGUCACUCGGGUGUAUUGGCUGAAAGCUCGCUUUCUAGCACUGCAGGGAGACAUGGAACAGGCACUUGAAAACUAUGAUAUCUGCACUGAAAUGCUACAGAGCUCCACUACAAUGCAAGCUAAAGCUGGCAAUGAUUGCAACAUUGUAAUACGGUUACCUAAUCUACAUGUUGAUUCUGUUGUUUCUUUAGAAGAGAUUGAAAAAAACCUAAAAUCCCUGGAGAGAUGCCAGUCUUUGGAAGAGAUCCAGCGACUGUAUGAGGCAGGGGAUUAUAAUGCAGUGGUGCAUCUGCUUCGUCCAACGUUAUGCUUUAAUGGUUAUGGCAGAGCAAAACAUCUGGAAUUUGUAACAUCCAUACCAGAGCGACCAGCACAGCUGCUUCUCCUACAGGACUCCCUGCUCAAACUGAAAGAUUACAAGCAAUGCUUUGAACGCUCAGAAGUUGCCUUGAAUGAAGCAAUUCAGCAGAUGAUUAAUAUGACAGCAGCCUCUGCUAAAGAAGAGUGGGUUGCUACGGUAACACAACUGCUCAUAGGAAUAGAUACUUCAUUAUCAUCAGUCAGCAGCAUCUUGAAAGACUCUUCUAUAACACCAGGCCUUGUUCGAUUAACAACCAACCUGAUUCAGAUCAUAGACUGCAGCAUGGCAGUCCAGGAAGAACCAAAAGAACCAUAUGUCUCCUCAGUGCUUCCAUGGAUUAUCCUGCACAGGAUCAUCCAGCAUGAGGAAGAUGCUUUUCAAUCCCUUUGCUGCCAGCAGCAGCAGCAGAACCAAGGAGAAGAAGUGAGUCCUGAUACACCUAUGUUGCCAUCUUCCCUCAUGCUGCUGAACACUGCUCAUGAGUAUUUGGGAAGAAGAUCCUGGUGUUGCAAUUCAGAUGGUGCUCUUCUCAAGUUCUAUGUUCAGGUACUACAAAAGGAACUCACAGCAUCCACUUCUGAAGAUACUCAUCCAUACAAAGAAGAGCUGGAAACAGCCUUGGAACAGUGUUUUUAUUGUUUAUAUGGUUUCCCUAGCAAAAAAAGCAAAGCAAGGUACCUAGAAGAACACUCAGUACAGCAGGUUGAUCUAACAUGGGAAGAUGCUUUGUUCAUGUUUGAAUAUUUUAAGCCUAAAACUCUUCCAGAAUUUGAUAGUUACAAAACCAGUACUGUGUCUGCUGAUUUGGCCAACCUUUUGAAGAAGACUGCUACAAUUGUUCCUCGAACAGACAAGCCUAUGCUGAGCCUAGAUACUGUAUCUGCCUAUAUUGAAGGAACAUGCAGCAAGGCACCAUCUCUCCCAGAUGGUGCGGACUAUUCUCCACCAGUGGUGACUGAGUUGUACUAUCUUCUGGCAGACUAUCAUUUCAAGAAUAAAGAACAGUCUAAGGCUAUUAAAUUUUACAUGCACGACAUUUGUAUUUGUCCAAACAGGUUUGAUUCAUGGGCUGGCAUGGCUCUGGCUCGAGCAAGUCGUAUUCAGGACAAGUUGAACUCUAAUGAAUUGAAAAGUGAUGGCCCAAUCUGGAAGCACUCUACUCCUGUCUUGAAUUGCUUCAAGCGAGCCCUAGAGAUUGACAGCUCUAAUCUCUCCUUGUGGAUAGAAUAUGGCACUAUUUCCUAUGCCCUACAUUCUUUUGCAUCCCGACAACUUAAGCAGUGGAAAUCAGAACUCCCCCCUGAAGUUGUGCAGCAGAUGGGAGAGCGUCGAGACAGUAUGUUGGAGACAGCCAAAUUGUGUUUUACGUCAGCAUCUCGCUGUGAGGGAGAUGGUGAUGAAGAGGAGUGGCUUAUUCACUACAUGCUGGGGAAGAUUGCAGAGAAGCAGAAACAGCCUCCUGUUGUCUAUCUGCUUCAUUACAAACAGGCAGGUCAUUACUUGCAUGAGGAGGCUGCCCGAUAUCCAAAGAAGAUUCACUACCAUAAUCCACCAGAACUUGCCAUGGAAGCGUUGGAGGUAUACUUUCGACUUCACGCUUCUAUUUUGAAACUUGUGGGGAAACCAGACUCCGGAGUAGAUGCAGAAAUACUAGUUAGUUUCAUGAAAGAAGCUUCUGAGGGACCAUUUGCCAGGGGUGAGGAGAAGAACACCCCAAAAGUUGCAGAAAAGGAAAAAGCUUGCAUGAUUGAUGAAGACUCUCACUCUUCAGCCGGAACAGUGCCAGGCCCUGGGACUUCCCUCCCCUCAUCCUCCGGUCCAGGUCUGACAUCCCCACCUUACACAGCCACUCCAGUUGACCACGAUUACGUCAAAUGUAAAAAACCCCGUCAGCAGGCAACGCCGGACGAGAGGAGUCAGGAUAGCACUGCAGCAGUGCUGUCUGACUCCAGUUCCACGCAGGAUAUGUUUACUGAGCCUGCCAGUUCUCAAGACAGCCUGAGGAAGACUUACACAGAGAAAAGGAUUUCUACUACUUGUGCUGAUACACUCAUGCCCAGCAAAGAGACCCUGGGAUCUGCAGAAGAAAAGAUUGCAGGAAAGGCAGAAGAGCUGCUGGAGAGCUCAGAAUCCUACCAUCCUGCUGAGCCGACUGGCCAAAAAAUUCUGGUGGAUCCUCAGUCUGCUUCUGGCAAUCCCAUCAAAGCUGCAAUCCCCCCACCCUUGCAGUGGGACUGCAAAAAGAAAGCUGAACCUUGUGGAGAUGCAUCUGAAUUUCCUCAUGGUCUUCCAGCAGACCUCGAGGAACAGCGGAAGUUCCUGACAGAGCAGUGUAUUGCCUCCUUCUGUUUGUGUCUCAGCCGCUUUCCCCAGCACUACAAGAGCCUCUACAGGUUGGCAUACCUGUACACAUACAGCAAAACACACAAGAACCUGCAGUGGGCCCGCGACGUGCUGCUGGGCAGCGGGAUCCCCUGGCAGCAGCUGAAGCACAUGCCUGCACAGGGCCUCUUCUGUGAGAGGAACAAGACAAAUUUCUUCAACCACCUCUGUGCAAACUUCUGUUAAGUAUAAGGUAAGUACUCUUUUCUGAUUAUAAUCCCUCAGAUGGGUUGAACAACUAAGGAAUACUGACACUGGUUCAAAACUGUAUCAUGGAUCAGUUUGCAAAAAGAGCUUCUGUGUCAUUGCAUCUUCUGGGUAGAAUUUUUGAUUAACAAAUACCAUCAGCCUGAUAGGAUAUAGACCAAACAGCUGUGACCUGAUUGAGGGCUAUGUGGCUUUAUUCUGGUUAUUUCCUUGCAAUAUCUGCCUGGUUUUCCUAUGAGAAUCCUGCAGUGUGAUUAACUCUUCAAGCUUUGGCUCAGAUCCAGAUAAUGCAAGUAUUCUUGUAGAAAUUAAUGAAAUUAAUCAACAUGCUUCAAGUCAAGUGUGAACUUUGCAGGAUCAAGGUUGACUUGUUCAUCAUUGCAGGAUUAAGUGUGAAGUGUAUCUUACGUUUUCAUGUAUGAGGAAGAUGAGCAGCAGGGAACCUAGCAGUGUGUAUGAGGAAGUGCUUCUACUUGAAAAUGUGAAUUACCACAUUAAGAGAGAUCAGUGGUUGACCUAAAUCACGUCUAGUUUUUGAAUGCUAAUGCUAGAUAGUUUAAAUUAAAGAUAGAUUCCAUUGUAUCAGCAUAUUGAUCUCAGAAGGAUGAAAAGUGCUAGUAUAGACAACUGUAU